UGCGCAUGCGCGGAUUUGUAGAUCUACGACCAACAACCGAACCAGAAGUGCAGUUGGUGUCGGGUCCUCUGCAUUUCUCACAUCUCUUACAACAAAAUAAUUGAUGAAGAGUUCUCCGAGCUGUGAAGACAGUCGUCUGAUGUUUGAUACUAGAGGUUCUGUUCAAUGAACAGAGUUUUAAUGCGGAAACAAGUGAAGUGGUGUCCUGUCGGAGGAUAAAGCUAAUAUUGUGUCACCCCUGUUAUUCUAGGCUGCUGUUGACAAGUCUAAAGUUCAUCGAUACAGGCUGAACAUUACCUCACUGACUGAGCAUUAAUGGCAUCCUGUCCAACUAAAUUCCCUCACUGCUGUCUCAACAAUGAACUGUGGAAAGCCUCAAGCACUGACUGAAGAAUGGCAAGGUUUAGGCGCAAAUCUUGCAUCACAUUAAUUGCUUUGGUGUUGCUUGUGCUCAUAGUAACAGUGGUCUUAAAGGCGCUGACACCAGAGGACUCUCCGUUCGACAACCCUGUUGGUGAACAGCCGGUCCUGGAGAGAAGGAAUGACAAUCAGAUCCAGAGAGAAUACGACAAUAGACUUGUCCAGAGCAAAAUGACUGACUCUGCUCAGUCAGAUAAACUGGAGGCUACACUGAGGAAGUUCCCUCCUCCAAACUACUAUCUCCAUGCCUUCUACUACACAUGGUACGGAAACCCAAAGUUUGAUGGCAAGUACAUCCACUGGGACCACCCACAGCUGCCUCACUGGGACUUGAAGGUGGCUCAGGGUUAUCCACAAGAUCGACACGUCCCACCUGAAGACAUCGGGGCCAACUUCUACCCCUCUUUAGGGGCUUACAGCUCCAGGGAUCCCUCCAUCAUAGAGUCCCAUAUGCAACAGCUACGCACGGCAGCAAUUGGUGUCCUUGUUGUGUCCUGGUAUCCUCCUAAUAUAGGCGAUGAUAAUGGUGAACCAACGGAUGACAUUGUGCCUUUGCUGAUGGAGGUGGCACACAAAUACCAUGUUAAGGUAGCAUUUCACAUUGAGCCUUACAAAGGAAGAGAUGAAGUCAACAUGUUAACUAAUGUAAAAUACAUCAUUGACAAAUACGGAGAGCACCCUGCUUUCUUCAAGUACCGUACAAACACUGGCAAGCUUCUUCCACUCAUCUAUGUGUAUGACUCAUAUCUGAUGAACUCAGAGCAGUGGGGCAAAUUGCUCAAACACACAGCAAUUAACAGCAUCAGGGACACCCCGUAUGACGCCAUCUUUAUCGCCCUGCUGGUUGAGGAGAAACAUAAGAGGGAUAUCCUUACUGCUGGAUUUGAUGGUGUAUACACCUACUUUGCUACCAAUGGGUUUUCCUAUGGGUCCACUCAGCGAAACUGGGACUCCCUUAAAGCUUUCUGUGAAGAUAACAACUUAAUAUUCAUCUUAAGUGUGGGCCCCGGGUACAUUGAUACAGGUGUUCGACCCUGGAACUUCCAAAACACUCGAAACCGCAUCAACGGUAAAUACUAUGAGACCUCGCUGAGUGCUGCGUUACAAGCCAGGCCUGAUUUCAUCUCAAUAACAUCCUUUAAUGAAUGGCACGAGGGGACUCAGAUUGAAAUGGCAAUACCGAAAACUGGUCAGACUGUGUAUAUGGACUACCUGCCCAAUAAACCUGCAAUCUACCUGGAGAUAACUCGCAAAUGGGCUGCCAUAUUUGGUGGGGAGCGGCGAAAAUGGCAGGAUUGAUCCCUGACUAAGAGCCAUAGCAAAUGUUAGGUCAUGGUUGUAUAAACGUAAUUAAGUUGUAGAUGCAAAAUGCACGAUAAAAUGCAAACGAUGAAUAGUUGUAGGAGAAAAUCUUAAUGAUUUUUAAAGUCACAGGCCAUUGAACUCAACUAUCAUAAUUAUGGCUGCAGUGAUGUAUGUGAUUUAUUUACACUUGGAAAAAUGACUGAUAAUUUAACUGAUGUCUUAUACUUGUGUUUACACAAACUUGUUUGUUGGGAAUCAUAUUAGACAGCAUGUUUUAUCACCGAUUUCACCGUAUCCAUCUUUGUGUGUAGGCAUGUUAUGCCUCCCUGUAAUCUGUGCCUGCAUUAAACCUUUGAAGAUUAAAUAAAGUGUGUCCUCGAAAGAAAGGAAAGUAAACAAAGCAA
Molecule: messenger RNA, 2129 nt
Organism: Eleginops maclovinus (Patagonian blennie)
Lineage: Eukaryota; Metazoa; Chordata; Actinopteri; Perciformes; Eleginopidae
Gene: manea
Product: mannosidase, endo-alpha
Exons: 5
Coding region: 394-1719 (441 amino acids)
Cellular component (GO): Golgi apparatus
Molecular function (GO): alpha-mannosidase activity
Source: RefSeq, a predicted model, not a curated record